CGGCGUUGAAAUGAUACCGUGGGAAAGCUUGUCGGUUCAUACGAACGAACUUCUGUCUCACCUGACACACGCUGAGGAUACGCUCUGUAAAGUUAUCGGAAAAUGAAAAGAAAUCACGACUUUAGCUCCUCAGACAGUGAGCUUGAUGAGAAUAUCGAAGUGGAGAAGGAGAGUGCUGACGAAAAUGCUGUGAAUUCUCCCCACGGAUCAGUGUCUCCAUCCACAACCUCUCAAGUGCAAGCGAGAAAACGUCGUAGAGGGAUCAUCGAGAAGCGCCGCAGGGACCGGAUAAACAACAGUCUGUCGGAGCUGCGCAGGCUGGUGCCCAGCGCGUUCGAGAAACAGGGCUCUGCUAAACUGGAAAAAGCUGAAAUUUUACAGAUGACCGUAGACCAUUUAAAGAUGCUUCAUGCAGCUGGAGGAAAAGGCUACUUUGAUGCUCAUGCUCUGGCCAUGGAUUACCGUGGUUUGGGUUUCCGUGAAUGUCUGGCGGAGACGGCACGUUACCUCAGUAUCAUCGAGGGCCUGGAUAACACCGACCCCCUCCGCAUCCGCCUGGUUUCGCACCUGAACAGUUAUGCCUCCCAGAGAGAAGCUCAUUCGAGUUUGGGCCACUUGACAUGGGGCUCUGCAUUCGGGACACCGCCCGGACACCUGGCUCACCACCUCCUCCUGCAGCAGCCUCGCAGCACCAGCAGCCCUCCAUUGUCCAGUUCUUCAUCGCCCUCCUCCUCAUCUCCAUCCGCCCCCUCCACAGAGCCACACGCCCCCAGCAGGCUGACUGGCACGGUGAUUUCUGAGGCAGGGCGGACAGGAUCGCUGCGGGUGCCGCCGACCCUGCCCCCUGGGCUCACACCGCCUACUACAUCCAAGCUUUCUCCACCCCUCCUGACCUCACUUUCGAGCCUGUCGGCUUUUCCCAUCCCGCUGAGCACAUUUCCUCUGCUGUCUCAGAGCUCUCUGGGCCCCGCAGCUCCCUCCAGCAGCCUGGGGAAGCCCUACAGGCCUUGGAGCAUGGAAAUAGGGGCCUUCUGAACUCAAAAACAUGAACGCUGAGGACAGACAGUCAGUUAGAAAUGAAUCAUUUUCUGUAACAUCUGACUAUUUUGAAGAGUUGGACAGAACCGCAGACUUGUACAAAGGGUAAAAGCGAAUACAGAUCCAAAGUACUUAUUCUAAUUACCCUGUCCUGUCUCGGUUUGAGCAGAGAUGAGUUCUGGAGAUGGUUGGGUUCUCGUACAUCAGUUUUGAGAAAAUCUAGUUCUUUUGUCUCUCAGUGGAGCAAGGUAUGCUGAGAGAGAGAGAGACAGAGAGAGACAGAGAGAGAGAGAGAGAGAGGUAAUUUGGAGCAAAAGCAGAUGAGAU
This is a messenger RNA of Carassius carassius (crucian carp), 1365 nucleotides long. RefSeq names its product hairy/enhancer-of-split related with YRPW motif protein 1-like. Gene Ontology annotation, cellular component: nucleus. The coding region runs from base 103 to 1035 and encodes 310 amino acids. Gene Ontology annotation, molecular function: protein dimerization activity; DNA-binding transcription factor activity, RNA polymerase II-specific; RNA polymerase II cis-regulatory region sequence-specific DNA binding. The record is from RefSeq and is a predicted model, not a curated record. Gene Ontology annotation, biological process: regulation of transcription by RNA polymerase II; Notch signaling pathway; circulatory system development. Lineage: Eukaryota; Metazoa; Chordata; Actinopteri; Cypriniformes; Cyprinidae. The transcript is spliced from 5 exons.